AUGGCCCUCGCCGCAUACAGACAUCUCCUCCGCGCCACGCGAAUCGCUUUCCAAGGUGAUUCUAUGCUCCUCCAUUCUGCAAGGACACAAGCACGGACAGGCUUUGACAAGCUAAGCUCUCUCGACCCGACUUCCGAAGAGGCCACCAAGGGAAUCGACCAUGCCGAAGGUGUUGCGCAAAUGCUCAGGCAGAACGUUGUUCAAGGAGAGCGGCAGGGCGACUCCGAUGUCUUAAAACUGAACAUACACAAAGAUACCGAGCUUGGUGACAACGACACGAUUAAAAACCCAUUGGGAAAAGGUGGAAAAGUCAAAGUGUCAGGUGGUGAUGGCUUAUGA
Molecule: messenger RNA, 339 nt
Organism: Exophiala bonariae
Lineage: Eukaryota; Fungi; Ascomycota; Eurotiomycetes; Chaetothyriales; Herpotrichiellaceae
Gene: MZM1
Product: Mitochondrial zinc maintenance protein 1, mitochondrial
Exons: 2
Coding region: 1-339 (112 amino acids)
Biological process (GO): mitochondrial respiratory chain complex III assembly
Cellular component (GO): mitochondrial matrix
Molecular function (GO): protein folding chaperone
Source: RefSeq, a predicted model, not a curated record